UCUUCCCCCAACCCAGGAGCAGAUGAAUCACGAAAAACUCCUCAAGAAUCGGAAGGGGAAGGGCGCCGCGGCCGACGCUGCCCUUGCCAAGGCCAAAACCGUCCAGGCAGCUGACUCCAACUCUUCCGCCUCCCAGGCCGAUCGUCGCACCGUGGAGGCGGAGCAGCACCUCAUUGCCACGGUGUUGGCACAAGGGUCCCAGGCCCCAGUCCUUGAUUCUGGCGUCCCCGAGGUUGUGGCGCCUCUGCAGGCCGUCCAUCCCCAGGAGGGGGAGAAAGCGGACAAAAAGUCCAAAAGGCCCAGGGGAACUGGUUCUUCGGCCCUUGAAGGGCAAGGGGUGAUCCUCCCCUCUCUCGGACGUCCGGCGCAUGACGUUUGGCAGGAGGUUGCCUCUCUGGCCGGCGUGGAGAUGCCUCCCCGCACGUCUUCGGAAGCCUCCAAUGCGGCCCUGGCCGCCGCUCUUCAGGUCGGGCUCUCCGUUCUGCAGUCUGAGGCUGCCCGAGAUGCCGAGGUCCUCCAGGCGAAGACCAAGGCAGAUGCUGCUCUGAAGAAGGCGAGAGAGGCCGCUCGUCUUCAGGAAAAGGAGCUUGCGGCCAAGGAUAAAGAAUUGCAGGCCGCCCUGAAGGCAGCUCGUGAGUCCUCCGCGAAGCUCGCGGUCCUCGAGAAGGCCGGGUUCAAGCUCGUCCCAGCUCUCCCUGCCCCCAAAGACGAAACCCCUGAAUGGCUCGUCGACGAUUCUGGGUACCACAACUCCGGGGCCUUCAUGAUUGCCGCCCAGAGGUACCUUGGGGGCGCCUUUGGUGAUGUCUUCGCUGCCGAGCUGCAAAAGCAGGCGCCCAAGGACCGCCUCAAAUUCGGGGUCCGAAUCCUGGAGAGUGCGCCCCUGGCCGAGAAGUUCCUGUAUGAUGUCGGGGAUAGCUCCUUCGUCAUUGGCUUCAACGAGGGGGUGAAAGCCACAUUGCCGGUCUUUGCCGCUCUUCAGGGCCCCCGAUUUGAUCUGGCCGAGCAUACCUCAGACCCAGAGCUGAUCCGGGCCGUGGGCAAGCUGAGACGGGACGCCCGGCGGGAGGAGGCCAGGGCCAGGGGGGAGGUCCCAGAGCCCCCGUCCCCCGAGCCCGAACCUGAGGAGGAAGAGGAAACCAUCCCUGGGGGAUCCCGGCCCAUUUCUCCAAAUUUUGUGUAGUGUAGUUCGUAGUUUAUUUGUUUUGAUCCUGUACUUAUCCGGCCAGUAGAGCCGAAGAAUAUACAACUCUUUUUUGCCUUAUCAUUGUCUCUACGCUCGUGAACUCUUUUUAUCUCCUUUCUUCGUUGGUAGUUUUUCGUUUUUCCUCGGGGAUGUUCAUGUCCAUAACUUGCCCUCGCGUCCCAAACUUUCGGGAUACGAACGUAUGCCUGAGAGCACCCCACAUAUAUUCCAUCCCCAAAUCCGUUCGUCAGAAGGAAGACGUGCGAAGAUGCGGCAGUUCUUUCGAAUCAGUUGGUGAAGACGCCCGUCUCUUGGCUAUUUGCGUAACCGUCCGUGGGGUCGCUCACGUCCACACUCCAUUCCUGUUCCUCGAUCCAUCGGGGUAUGAGCGUAUGCUUUGGGAGCAUCACAUAUGUAAACCACUCCCCAAGAUGCACGGGUUGCGGCCGUAACCCCCCGGAGUACGCUCGUCGGAUGCGCUUCCCCGAGCCAUGUCUUGAUGGGGGAGAUCGCCGCUUCCGGAGUAGCGUACCCUUUUGCGCCUGUGCUUAAGCCAGGUACCCGUCUCGGACGUGCGUCUGAUGUGAACAUGGGACCUUCAGGCACACACACGUCUUCCUGUGAAUUUGGCUUGCAGGUUCGUCCUCUGUUUGCCCCUUCGAGGGACGUUCGUGGCAUCAAGCCAGAUUAAUUCGCAGUGACUGUGAGGUGAUAACAUCGAGGAGCCUUCAAUACCGCGGUAGGUACCGGUAUCCGGAUGCCACGUGUUCCACCGUGAUUGGCGCAGCCUCGCGGUGCUGCCUAUAAGUACCCAAGGCCUUGUGAAACCUCCAUUUGCUCCAUUUCUCGCUCUUGUGCUGCACAAUCAUUUCCUCUCUCUAGCUUCCUUUGGUAUCGCUUCCGACUUCAGCAUCUGUAGGUACCGAACGUCGUCAUGUCUCUGUCCAUAUCAGGGUCCCAAACUAUUGAUAGGUUUGACGAUGGGUGCUCCUCUGGUGAUGACCUAGAGUUCUAUGAGCGGGGUAUGCCACCGUGGCCCCCCCGUCAUCACCUGAAUUUCUCUUGCGUUCGUCGCCAGCGCCAGCGUCUCUUGAACGCCGAUCGUCGGUUGAUAAGCCAAUGGUUCCUUCCCCCAAGGGGUUACGACGAUCGGAUUCUGCGCAACCCAAUGCGCCAUUUGCCCGGCUACGUGGUGGUCCACUUGGACUCUGUCAUAGCCGGCCUCCUGUUUCCCCUCCACAGCUUCCACAUAGAGCUUUUUAGGGACCUCCGGGUGAUACCCGCUCAGUUCGUCCCUGCUGCUUAUAGGAUCAUCGCGGGUUUUAUAAUUAGAUGUCACAGCGUUGACGUGACCCCCACCGUGGACCUGCUGCAACAUUUCUUCCGGCUAUCUCCUUUCGGACGUACGGGGUAUUUAACCCUGAUCGCGCGUCCGUCCAUGGUCCUGUUUUCUAACAACGCCGGGAAUCCGGACGGCUGGGAGGAGCGGUUCUUCCUUGCCGAAGUGGGCUCCCCGAUGCCAUUCUCCGAUAGGUGGAACGCCUAUCCGGUGAAGUCCAUCCCGCCGCCCAUGACGGAUGAGGAGCUCGGCUAUGCCAAGCGCGUAGCUGGUCUUGGCGUUCAGAACCUCCGGUCGCUGGUGGCCGAGCCUUUCAAGGCCCGGGCCGGGCUAGGUGCGUCUAUUUGUACUUGCAUUGUCCUGUCAUCUUCUAGUUGUUACGAUUCUGAACGUCUUGAUUUUCUUCCUGCAGGAGUAUUCCCAACUAUAUCAUCCAUGGGGCGCAAUCAUAUUAUUUCGCAUGCCCGUGGCCGCGACAACAGGCAUGAGGAUAAGGGCAGGAAGCCGCUCGUCCCCAAAAUUGAGCCUCGGACGAGCAGGAGGCGGUCAGAUGACGCACCAGAGGACGGGGCUUCGAAGAGGCUCCGCAUUGAUGGUACCGCCUCCAAAGCCAUCAUAGUGGCUGAUGACUCCGACGGUGAGCCGGGGAGUCCCCUGAAGCGGAGGCCCUCCUCCCGGAA
Molecule: messenger RNA, 3205 nt
Organism: Cuscuta epithymum
Lineage: Eukaryota; Viridiplantae; Streptophyta; Magnoliopsida; Solanales; Convolvulaceae
Source: the annotation of a GenBank genome assembly